GCUAUUUACACAAAAAAAGCAGAGACCGAGCGGCCUUGGUUGUGAUUAACAAAGGUGGACGUCGCUGCUCCCGAAACUUGUGUAACUGGCGAAGAAGACGGCUAAAAAAUUGCUGCUUGUAAACCCACAAAAAGGCUGGUUUUAUUUUCACUGUGGCUGUCGAAAGGCGGGGAAUACGAAGCGACGUGAGAGUCAAAUCUACUAAAACAUUUUGGACUCGUUGAAGCAAAAACGGGGAUUACUACAAAGCCAGUUUGUGUUGCUGUGACUGGUCAGCGAUAGUACAUGGAUUAUCUGUGUUUCCGUGCACUGUGCUGUAAAGGACCCCCGCCGCCGAGACCAGAGUAUGAUGUGGUGUGCAUUGGACUGACAGGUGCUGGAAAGACCAGCCUGCUCUCACGCCUCUGUAGUGAGGGCAGCGACGGAAUUGUUCCUACGACAGGUUUCAGCAUCAAAGCAGUGCCAUUUCCAAAUGCCAUCUUGAAUGUAAAAGAACUUGGAGGAGCCGACAACAUCAAGAAAUAUUGGAGUCGUUACUACCAGGGGUCACAGGGUGUAGUCUUCGUAUUGGACAGUGCCUCAUCAGAUGAGGACCUCGAGGCAGCGCGACUCCAUUCAGCCCUCCAGCAUCCACAACUCUGCACGCUACCUUUCCUCAUCCUUGCCAAUCACCAGGACAAGCCUGCAGCAAGAACACCAAACCAGGUCAAGAAGUACUUCGAGUUGGAACCGCUGGCCCGGGGGAAGCGCUGGAUCCUCGAGGGCAGCACCACCGACAACAUGGAGGCAGUGAAAGAGAGUUUCGGUCAGUUCAUUUGCCUGUUGGAGGACAAAGACACAGAGCCUGCAAGGAUAUGAUGCUAAUGCUGCUAAGAGACAUUAGCAGCUAACGAGAAGGAUACACCACAUCCUGCUGGUUCCCAUGUACACACACUCACGCACAGACACAAACAUGUACACACAAGCAAAUACAGCAGAUGUCGGCCUCUCUCUUUGAGAUGUGUAUUGUAUGUUAUUAUCCUUUCACUGCACUCUCAUUUUUUUAAAAUUGGAAGAGUGUGCACAACCACGACAACCUGCCAGAGAAGAACCUCCAUUAAACCUGUCUGAUGUAAAGCAGUUUGUCAAGAAAAAAAUCGUUGAACUUUGUCAGAAGUGGAAAUCUUGUUUACUACUGUUUGUGCCAUUGUGAUCAAACUAAUGGCAUCUAGGGACGUAUGGCAUUCCUUCAGUCAUCAUCGGACACUAACACAUACAUUCUCCCUCUCGCACAGACACACACACACACACACAGACACACACAAAGUGGAGCCUAGGUUGUCUGUAGAUAUGUUUAACAUCUCCACUAAUUACUUUAGCGGAUGUUUGGGUGGGCACGGUUGAUGUUCUUUCCACUGAGAAGUACUGUACUGCUGUCAAGUGUGCUUCUCUCUUUGACUUGCUAACAACGAAUGUCGUUGUGUGAUUGGAGUACAUAGUCCAAAGCCUCGUGUUAUGUACAGUAGUUACAUAUCGGUGUGUCACACCAUGUCUGAAUAUCUAAUCUGAAUAUUGUAGUCUGAGUAUCUCAUGGAGUAUUUUGUACAGUACAUGCAAACAAGCAUAAUGCUGUGUACCUUCCUGUGUGGCCAUACAGGCGUACUACUAAUCACGUGACUAAGUGCUAGGUGACUUUAUGGAGACGUGAGUCCAUUCGGAGUAAGUGGGAACAAAUCUGAAUGCUUUUAUAAAUGUGCAACUUAGGAUAAAUUUUAUAGCUCUGUAUGUUAACCUUGUAGAGCUACAUUCAGAUUACAACGAUUGUUUUUUAAUAUAUAUAUCAUACCACACUUUCAAUUCUUUCAAAUCAAUGACCAAAAAAUUUAAAAAUUAAAAAA
Scomber japonicus (chub mackerel) is the source of this 1877-nucleotide messenger RNA. RefSeq names its product ADP-ribosylation factor-like protein 15. The record is from RefSeq and is a predicted model, not a curated record. NCBI's taxonomy places the organism in Eukaryota, Metazoa, Chordata, Actinopteri, Scombriformes, Scombridae. Gene Ontology annotation, molecular function: GTPase activity; GTP binding.